AUGACAGAGCUGGAACUGCCUCCACCUGUGAUUCCCAUCGACGAGAAGGAGAAGAGCGAUGAAUGGGAUGCACAAUCCAGCGAUGCCUGGUCAAUCCAAGCACGUCUUCCACAACUGCGGGUGCGCACCUUCUGUUCGUCGCCUCUCCAGUCGCCUCCGCUCUCCCCGAUCUCUCCUGACGGGAGCCGGCUGGCGCCGCGGCGGCGGUCGAAGGCUGAUGAGAGCACGGCGACCGCCACGCGUGCGCAACUCCGUGAGGGCGCCACUGGGGUGGAGGAUGUGCUGAACCGUGUCCGAUAUGAUCUUUUGGAAUCGUCGGUGGCCGCCUUCCAAGUCUUGGUGGACAACGUGGAACGGCCCGACCUCUGUCGGCCGCACCUGCUGCGGGGCGAAUGCAGGUACGGCCAGAACUGCCGCUACCAACACGUCACGCCCUUGCGUUGGCGCUCGGGGUCUGCACCUUUGGUCAGCAACGGCAGCCACGUGCCCUUCGUGGAGGCGCUGGACACCACGAAGCUCUUCGCACUGCUGGACUCGGCGCCGUCGCCCACCGCGCGCCACGCCUUGCUCCAGACGGUAGCCUGUGUGCUUUACCAAGGGGAAGUGGUUUGGUGCCGCCAUGUGGGGCGUGCUGCGACACAUCAGCUUUGGGAGUCCUUUCUGUCUAUGCACGGAGGCACCUCCUCAGCUCGAGCGACACCCGGGACCACAGCUGCCGAGUUCAUGAUGGAAUGGCCCGGAAACGUUUGGGAGCACGUGCUCCAACACUUGCAGGACCCCUGCGUCAUCUCAGGAACUGCUGUGGCAAUGCUGUCCAGCUCUCGCAGCAUGUGGAAGAGCAGCCUCGGCGAGAAGAAACUUUGGCAAAUGCUUGCGAAGAGCGAAUGGACUGAAUGGCCCAGCCUGGCCAAGGUUCGCCAUGAUGAUGAGGACCCUUUGAAGGAGUUUACCUCACUGGCCCAGCAGCUACAGCUCUAUCGCUUGUGCUGGGCGGCAACUCAAAGCUGCCCGGGCAAGUUCGCCACUCCGAAGCAGGGGCCGUACCCCUCGCCGGAGGCGGCGGAGAUGCCUGGAUCUCCAAAGUGUGAAACCAGGCAGAGAAGCUUCAUGCAGUCCUUAUCCCACCCCGGUUUCUUCGGCCUGAUCUCUGACUUUUGCCAUGAACGAGCGGCGCUUCUCAACCUCCUCCCUGGCGCUGGCGACGUCUUGAAGACCUUGCGCGCGGAGGCCGCCUCAGCGAACCCGGUGAACGUUUCCCGGCCCAGAUGA
Molecule: messenger RNA, 1269 nt
Organism: Durusdinium trenchii
Lineage: Eukaryota; Dinophyceae; Suessiales; Symbiodiniaceae
Source: the annotation of a GenBank genome assembly